UCCAGGUGGAAAUCCAGGAGGAGCUGAGACCAAACUUAACUGGGACGACUGGUGAACCCGGUUCAGGACAGGUGAAAUUCCCAGCAGGCUGCCUGGUAAAGGCCACAAGGAUCGAUUCUGAUGUGGGAAAAUACAGCGCGGGUCAUGGAUGAACACCAGCGGCUGCACCGAGGAGGUUAAACUUCAACCAGCUGAACGAUCACUGACCAAUCAGGAGUUACCAGGGAUAUUCACGCAUUCUGGAUUCAACUGUUUAUUUUUAUUUAUUUUUUUAAAGAAGCUUUUUUUUUCCUUUUUUUUUUAAUUGAUAAAAAAAUAUAUACAAUGAAAAGGAGGCAAAGCGGAGAGGAAUCAAACAAACAGCUGAUUUGAAUGAGCACCGCCGUGUCACACAAGAAGGGUAUAGCUACAGUGAAAAGGCUCCGAGAUGAAGGAGAAAUCCAAAACGGCCGCAAGGACUAGACGGGAAAAGGAGAACAGUGAGUUUUACGAACUGGCCAAAAUGUUGCCUCUACCGUCGGCCAUCACCUCUCAGCUGGACAAAGCUUCGAUCAUAAGACUGACAACGAGUUACCUGAAGAUGAGAAUUGUUUUCCCUCAGGGUCUGGGUGAAGCUUGGGGUCACGCAAGUCGAACAAGAUCUUUGGACAAUAUUGGACGAGAGCUGGGAUCUCAUUUGCUGCAGACGUUGGACGGAUUCAUCUUUGUUGUGGCUCCGGAUGGGAAGAUAAUGUACAUUUCAGAGACGGCGUCGGUCCAUUUGGGACUGUCUCAGGUAGAGUUGACUGGGAACAGUAUUUAUGAAUAUGUCCAUCCUGCCGACCACGACGAGAUGACAGCUGUCCUGACACCACAUCAGCCCUAUCACUCACACUUUGUCCAAGAAUAUGAGGUGGAGCGUUCUUUCUUUCUGCGGAUGAAAUGUGUGCUGGCAAAAAGAAACGCAGGCCUCACCAGCGGCGGAUACAAGGUGAUCCACUGCAGUGGCUACCUGAAGAUCCGUCAGUACAGUUUGGACAUGUCACCUUUUGAGGGCUGCUACCAGAACGUGGGCUUGGUGGCUGUGGGACACUCUCUGCCACCCAGCGCCGUGACUGAGAUCAAACUGCACAGUAACAUGUUUAUGUUCAGAGCCAGUCUGGACAUGAAGCUCAUCUUCCUGGACUCCAGGGUAGCAGAGCUGACAGGUUACGAGCCCCAGGACCUGAUAGAGAAAACUCUUUACCAUCACGUCCACAGCUGUGACAUCUUCCACCUCCGCUGUGCUCACCACCUCUUGCUGGUAAAAGGCCAAGUCACCACUAAGUAUUAUCGUUUCCUGGCCAAGCAUGGUGGCUGGGUCUGGGUCCAGAGUUACGCCACAAUUGUCCACAACAGCCGAUCCUCGAGACCUCACUGCAUCGUCAGCGUCAACUACGUCCUCACGGACACAGAGUAUAAGGGAAUGCAGCUGUCCCUGGACCAAAUGAGCCCCACCAAGCCAGCCUUCCCCUACACCGACAGUCACACUGAGGACAGGAAGAGCACUAAGUCACGUCUGACCCAGGCCAAGGCCAAGGCCAGAGUCUCACCCUACCCACAGCAGUUUUCCGCUUUCAAUCCAGAGCGUUCAGAGUCAGACCAAGACAGCCAAUGGGGAGGAAGCCCUCUGACAGACUCAGCAUCUCCUCAGCUGCUGGAUCCCGGUGAGGCUGCAGAGGCAUCUUGUGCCUACCGACUGUAUCCAGACUCUGGCUCCCUGUGCUACAGCCUUGGUCUAUCCGAAGAAGAUCUCGCCCAUGCCCAGGCACAUCCUCACACCACCACCUGUGAUCGCGUCCGGUGCCAGAGCGGCCGCUACUUCCUAGGAACCCCCCAGUCGGGAAGAGAGGUGUGGUGGGACGCCACGCGCUCCGUGCUCUCGCUGCCGAAAUCCUCGGUGGAGAACAGCGAAGGCUACGAAAUCACAUCCUACCAUGGAGCCAUUCACGGACGGGGCCACUGGGAUGAAGACAGUGUAGUGAGUUCACCCGACGGAGGCGGGUCCACCAGUGAUUCAGGAGAGCGUUAUCACGGCGACCACUUCCGGGCAAGCCCUCGAGAGCCGAGCAAGAUGGAGACCCUGAUUCGUGCCACGCAGCAGAUGAUCAAAGAGGAAGAGAGCCGUCUGCAGCACAAGGCGCCGCUGGAUGUCUCAGGGCUCACCAAGGCUCACAGCCCGUGCUUCAACUCGCUACCCCACCACUCACAGCUCACCAUGCCCAGCGUGGUGUGUCGAGGCCCGGGGGCCCCCAGCAUUGACCUCCCCUCCGAACGCCUCCAUCACCGGGACGGCAUCAAAGUGCUGGGCCCCCAUGACAACGACGAAAACACAACCAGUCCUGCUUCUUUGUCUCGUCUCAGCAGCCCCAGCUCUGAUGGGAUCCCCAGGUCGGGCCUCUCUCUCACCAAAGACUACAUGCAGACGGAUCUGUCCCCCCACCCUUCACAGCCCCAGGGGAGCCCGCUGCUCUAUCCAACCCAGGAGAGGCAGCAACUGGACAGGCAAGCAGCCUAUGCUUUGACUGGGUACUCCCUGGAGCACCUCUACGACCCGGAGAACCUGCGGAGUUACUCGGGACUGGCCUGCGGAGGAGUCCAGUAUGAUGUGGCGUCUCAUGUGAGGAUGCAGGCUGAGCAGAUGCAGGGACACAAGGCCACCUCAGUUAUCAUAACCAACGGGAGCUGACGAUAUCUGGUGCAGACAGAUCCUGUUCUCUAAAUGAGGAUGUUACAGUAUAAGGUGGUGCUGUAUGCACAUGCAACACUGGCCAGGUGCUUGAUGGGAAAGGCGAGACAAUGAAAAAAGAAUGAAAGGUACCUGCACAGGGUUGAUGUGCUCUCUCUGGCUCAUCCAGCACAAUUCUUGUCCGUCAGGCCUGUGUAUCAUAACACUCUCUUUCUCUAUCAUCACAGGACGAUUUUCCAAGACACUAAAGGACUAACACUCAGUACACCACCCAGCACAGGGCGGAGGUUUUCUCCAUUACAUAGGAAUACAGUGUUAUUUUAAUGUCAGUGAGCUGAAUUCCCCUCCCUGCAAAGGCGACCCAAGUUUUGAGUCUGGUUAAACAUCAAACCAGUGUUUCUGUUCCAAACGUCUUACGCAUCAUUGGCCAUGUGAGUUAAUCUGUCCUGGACACGAUUUCCAAAGGCAGUAAGAAAAUGUGUUGUUCCACUGCCCCUUCACCUGAAAACUCCAUUGCACAGAGCAUAAUGUUUGACACAUGAAGUGCAACAUGGGAAAGGCGAGCAAUUCGCUAUUGUAAGAUGUCAAUGUUUCCUGGUAUUUAUUUGUCAGUGGGAUAUUUUCUGUAUGUGUCAUUUCUUUCUGUCCAAGUAGAAACUUUACUGGUGGCAUUAAAUUAGUUUUGGUGUUUGGAUUGCACCAACAUUAGAUAAAAAAAAAAAAAAAUCAAGUGGAAAAAACAGAAAGAAAAAAAUAUAUCUGAUAUGUAAAAGUGUAAAAUAUGCAGGUCAACUUUAAACUCUUUUAAUGUGUGUGUGACAUGGCCUCACUUAGAGCGCAAAGAGAGAUUACAAAACUCAUUUGCAAUCUUCCCAUGGCCUCUAAAUAUAGGCAUUGUAUGUAUCGACUUACAGUUGUGGCUGAAAUGAUAUUGUUUACAUAUCAGAGUAUAAUUUUUCCUGUUUUUACCUCACCUAACCUUUACCCAACAUAUUAGCAUAUGUAGAGUAUGCUUUAACACCCUUAAAUUCUGCUCCACAUGCAAAGAAAACUAUUUGUUUUUUAUCUUGUUUUGUCAUGACAGCGUAAAGGGUUAAAAUGAUUGAUACCAACUUAUCUAAAAUAUGUUGAAUGUUUUUAGUUUCUUAUUUAAUUUAUGAUGUAAAUAUCAUCACUCAAUGAACUUUUGGACAAGAAGUGACAAGAUUAUUUAUUAGUUGGUUAAAAAGUCUCUUAAAUCUGAAUACAGUCGAAAAUGAAUAACUUUUGUCUGUGUUG
Molecule: messenger RNA, 3985 nt
Organism: Seriola dumerili (greater amberjack)
Lineage: Eukaryota; Metazoa; Chordata; Actinopteri; Carangiformes; Carangidae
Product: single-minded homolog 1-like
Exons: 12
Coding region: 428-2707 (759 amino acids)
Biological process (GO): regulation of transcription by RNA polymerase II
Molecular function (GO): protein dimerization activity; RNA polymerase II transcription regulatory region sequence-specific DNA binding; DNA-binding transcription factor activity, RNA polymerase II-specific
Source: RefSeq, a predicted model, not a curated record